Messenger RNA from Nanorana parkeri, 1095 nucleotides. Its product is annotated as type I inositol 1,4,5-trisphosphate 5-phosphatase-like. The transcript has 13 exons. Gene Ontology annotation, biological process: phosphatidylinositol dephosphorylation. NCBI's taxonomy places the organism in Eukaryota, Metazoa, Chordata, Amphibia, Anura, Dicroglossidae. The record is from RefSeq and is a predicted model, not a curated record. Bases 1 to 1080 code for a protein of 359 amino acids. Gene Ontology annotation, molecular function: inositol-polyphosphate 5-phosphatase activity.
AUGUCUGUGUCCUCCUAUCAGACAGUACAGGAGCACCAGCCGGCUUUCAUAGCUCUUCACCUGCAGGAAUUUGGGGGGAAGAACUACCAGGUGAAUAUGGGGUCCGCUGAAUGCUUCAUCAGGACUCUAAUACAGAGUGAAGAGAUGUCACAGUAUGACUGGGUUCGAGCCUUCAUAGACAAUGACUUUACCCAGCCAGACAGCUUUACAGCUCUUGGCUCUGUCUAUUUUAUACACAGCUCUCUACGUACUGUUCAGAUCUAUGACUUCAAAGACAGGAAGUUCAUCCCUCUGUCUGGACAGACUGUAUGCAUGGGCUCUCUUGAAGACUGCCACAUUGUGCACAAGGAGAGAUUCCCGCAGGACUUCUGGCCCGAGUUUCCCUGGACUCGCAAGGGAUUCAUGACAACACGUUGGCUAGUCCACAACCGGAUGUUUGAUCUCGUGAACCUUCACCUGUUCCAUGAUGCCUCCAAUCUUCUUUCAUCUGACUGCUCGCCCUCUCUAUUUAGCUCCAACCGUAGGAGAGCCUUGACUCAUGUUCUCACUAGGUUACAGGACAGCUGCGCCUGCAAUGCACCAUUUUUCCUGUUUGGAGAUUUUAAUUUCCGUUUGGAUUUAAAAAGCCUCAUCCAGGCUCAGGGCUGGUCCCCAAGUGUCACCGGAGAGACGGGCAAACAGACCGUAGUCUAUGAGCAAGAUGGAGAGGUUCAGCUUGUCAUGAAGUGUAAACGGUUUGAACAUAAGAACGUGAAGAUAUUCCAGGAUGACAGUGAACAUAUGCUGCUCCGCUUUGACCAUGAGCCAGUCCCAUUCCUCAAUGAGCUGACCGAGGUCCAGAUCUCCUUCCCACCAACUUACCCAUUUAGUGAAAAUGUCACAGAACCCGAAGAGUUCCUGAGUACGCGAUGUCCAGCAUGGUGUGACCGCGUCUUGAUGUCUCACCCUGCCCAGGCUCUGCUGCAGAAGGCUAAGGAAGGAGAAAACUGCAUUAAGUAUCAGCGGAUUGGAGGAGACGUCUGUAUGGGCGAUCACAAGCCUGUGUACCUCUACUUCCAGAUGGAAUCUGCAUUAGAAUAGCCUGAAAAUUGACAG